AUGGAAACCCUGGCCUCGCUCUGGGCCUGUGACCCGGGUGACCCGGACGGGGGGCGACACGAGCCGUGGGCGGCGUGGGAGUUUCCGCCUGUCCCCGCUCCUCCUCCUCCUCCUGCUCCGCCUCUGAUGUGGAUGGAGCAGCUCUCCCCUCACCUCCAGAGAAACAAACAGCUCCAGGACACUCUGCUGCAGAGGGAGGAGGAGCUGGCUCGACUGCAGGAGGAGAACAACAAACUCCGCCACUUCCUCAGCUCCUCCUUCGUCAGGGACCUGGAGCAGAAAGCCAAGAAAGUCACUUCUGACAGGAGGAAGCUGAAGAGGAAGCUGACGGACCUCCAGGAAAGAUCCCUUAAAAACUGCCGCCCCCUGCAGGUCAGCAAAAGAGUCUGUAGGAACCUCACUGCCCAGUUCAACUGUAGCUCCUCUGAGUCGUCUGCCUACUCUGAGCCAAACCUGGACCUGUGGGUCCUCCGGACCCUGGGUCUGAAGGACCGAGACACCAUCGACACAUCCAGCCAGUCCUCAGCCGAGAACAACCUCCGAGCUUUGGUUUACAACACCGUCACCCCGUCCUCGCCUCCAGGAUACCCCCUCAGUCCAGGAAGUCCUCUGCCCACGGCGACGGCCGCCGAGUGA
Messenger RNA from Salarias fasciatus (jewelled blenny), 636 nucleotides. Its product is annotated as geminin coiled-coil domain-containing protein 1-like. Gene Ontology annotation, cellular component: nucleus. NCBI's taxonomy places the organism in Eukaryota, Metazoa, Chordata, Actinopteri, Blenniiformes, Blenniidae. The transcript has 5 exons. The coding region runs from base 1 to 636 and encodes 211 amino acids. The record is from RefSeq and is a predicted model, not a curated record. Gene Ontology annotation, biological process: negative regulation of cell cycle; negative regulation of DNA replication.